UUGGCUGAGCUGAGUGACAUUGGAGAAGAAAAAUAAAAAUCAACUCUCCAUCAUCUGUUUUAUGGUUGAAUUUGAAAUCAAUUCUGGAUAAAGAUUCAGCUAAUUUAAUUUAUUUUUUGUUUUCUUAAAAUAAUCAUCCAUCAUUCCUGUAUUUAGUUGCUCCAUAAUGUCUAGUCUAAAUAUACCUCUUACACUUUUUUUCAUAUUGUUUUCUUGUAGUCAACUCAGUCAAGUUGCAAGUCAAGCAAAGAUAGAGGUGUGUAGUGAUAAUUAUUCUGAUAAAAAUGUCGAUGGCUGCCUCAUCAUUGUGGAAAAUUGUGUUGUACUAUGGAUGAAUUCCAUUCAAGUCGAAUGGGAAAUCAACGAGAAACCAUACUUUGAGACGAUAAAUCCCAAAACUAAUAAACCUGUAGUCAAAAGUGACUGUAGUAUUACGGAGCCAAAUCCAACAGGACAAGCUGUAGGCUCCAACCUUACACUGUCCUUCACAACUGGGCUCAAAAACGCAUCUUCAAUUGACUUGGAUUUAACUAUAACAUCUAAUAAGGCUAACCGUUAUUGGAUUGUAGACAAGGCAUCGAUCAAAAUCGACUCGCAAGAAUUUAAUCUGAAAGCCACCGAGUUAACUGCCGCAGACACAUUCUCCUUUAGUUGUUCAUCUGCUAUAGUUCAAAGCAUCAAAUCGAGUAAAGAUACCUCCAAAGAUUUUGCCAUCGUUCAAAUAAAAAGAUUACAGCUUCAGCCUUUCAAAGCCAAAAAUACGAAAGAACAUUUCACAUACUCUUACGAUUGUGCAACUUGGUUCACCCUCGGCACAUGGAUGGGUCUUUUGGCUCUUCUUCUCUUCAUAUCAAUUGUAUCUUUCGGAGUAUACAUGUUAUCAACAAUUGAAACCAUGGAUAGGUUUGAAAAUCCCAAGGCCAAACCUCUCUCCAUACCCGUUUCUGAAUAAUAUACAAAUUGAAUGAUUUUAAAAUUGGUAAAAUAAGGGAAAAAAUCGUGUGUGUCCCAUCGGAAAUCAAGUCAUAUACCUACUCCAGAAAACAAAAUGAUUUGUUUGUUUUUUUUAUUAUCAAUUAUCGUUGUAGUUGAUAUUAUUUCUAUAUUCUUUACUUAUGUUUUCAUUAUUAUGAAUGUAAUUCAAGAUAACUCAGAUCUCUUCAUUGUCGUUUUACGACAGUAUUUCCUUCAUUUUACACGUAUAACCUUUCCUUUUUUACAUGUAUAAAUAAGUUGAGUGUUGAAAUUAAAAAGAACUUUGUUUUUAAAAUAUAUUAA
Messenger RNA from Tetranychus urticae (two-spotted spider mite), 1278 nucleotides. Its product is annotated as V-type proton ATPase subunit S1. Gene Ontology annotation, cellular component: proton-transporting V-type ATPase complex. Gene Ontology annotation, molecular function: ATPase activator activity. NCBI's taxonomy places the organism in Eukaryota, Metazoa, Arthropoda, Arachnida, Trombidiformes, Tetranychidae. The record is from RefSeq and is a predicted model, not a curated record.